AUGGUAAAAAUUCGAUACCUUAUUGUUGAUGCUCACACCUCUUAUAAUAUUUUGCUAGGGAGACCCUCGUUGAAUACGCUUGGUGCAGUAGUCUCCACAUAUCACUUGGCCAUGAAGUUUCCGUCAGCUUCAGGGGACAUAAUCACUGUGCACGUAGAUCAGCUGACUGCUCGCAGAUGCUAUGUGGACAGUUUGAGAGAAAGACAGUUUGAGAAGGUCUUGGAGGAAGCGGAAAUAGACUUGGAUCCUCGGGUCAGCAGCGAGGAGAGGGUGGAACCAAUUGAAAGUACGGAAGAAUUCCAUUUUGAUGAGCAUUGGUACACCCAUGUCAGCAAGACACUUGUAAAGACCCCUGAGAUGUGGGAAUUAUUACAAAGGAACGUUGAUUUGUUCGUCUGGAGCGCGACCAACAUGCCAGGCAUUGACCCGAGAGUAGCCAGUCACAAACUGUCUAUUUUUCGGGAAGCUCGGCCUGUUGCUCAGAAGAGAAGAAAGAUGGGGGGAGAAAAAAGGGAGGCAGCCAAAGCGGAAGUACAGAAGCUAAUUUCGGUAGGCUUCAUCAAGGAGGCCACCUACACGACCUGGCUAGCCAACGUAGUGUUGGUAAAAAAGGCGAAUGGCAAAUGGCGGAUGUGUACAGACUACACCGACCUUAACAAGGCGUGCCCUAAAGACAUGUACCCUCUCCCAAGUAUCGACAGAUUGGUAGACGGUGCAGCUGGACACAAGGUGCUUAGUUUUUUGGAUGCAUACUCUGGGUACAAUCAGAUCCCAAUGUAUCCUCCUGAUAAAGAAAAACAGUGUUCAUCACGGAGGAAGCUAACUUCUACUAUGAAGUCAUGCCUUUUGGCCUAA
Vigna unguiculata (cowpea) is the source of this 855-nucleotide messenger RNA. NCBI's taxonomy places the organism in Eukaryota, Viridiplantae, Streptophyta, Magnoliopsida, Fabales, Fabaceae. The record is from RefSeq and is a predicted model, not a curated record.